Brassica rapa (field mustard) is the source of this 3767-nucleotide messenger RNA. RefSeq names its product transcription factor bHLH117. Gene Ontology annotation, molecular function: protein dimerization activity; DNA-binding transcription factor activity. Gene Ontology annotation, biological process: regulation of DNA-templated transcription. The record is from RefSeq and is a predicted model, not a curated record. Lineage: Eukaryota; Viridiplantae; Streptophyta; Magnoliopsida; Brassicales; Brassicaceae.
ACUUAAUAUAUGAAAUUUUUUCAAAGAUACAUAAUCCGGAAUAUCUAUUUUCUUCUUGAUGAUUGUAACAUGCAACUUUAAACUAUGUAAAUAUCAUAUAUCAUACACAUAAAAAUAAUAUCAAUUGUUGACAUACAAAAAAUAAAUAAUACCAAUUGUGAAAAUACAAAUGAUAUAUUAGAUGGCAUAAAAAGCAGUAGAAAUACAAUUUAGAAAAUAAUAAGAAAAUAUAGUUGUUACCCUUUUUUCAAAAAAAAAAAAAAUAUAGUUGUUUAAUAAAGGGGUCACUGCUAUAACAGAAGAGAUAAAGUGUGAUGUGUUUUUAACAGAAAAGAAAAAUAAACAAAAGUGUGACUGUGUGUGGUGAGGUGUUCAACUGCUCAUGCACCAAAGCUCCCUAACGUGGUGGACAAAAAAGCCAUGGAACGGGGAUCACGUGAGCUCACUCUGAUGCUUUUACUCCUCACAUGAUAUUAUGAUAAGGUAUUUACAAAUAGUAGCGGUUCUGACCCAUCCUAGGGCCCAAUAGUAUUAGCCAUCUAACGUAUCUAAAAUGUUGAUUAGUAGAGGACAAUCAUGACUCAUGAGAUAGAUUGGAUGGUCUGUGUUUAUCUUUACGAAACUCACAAAUUUUACGGUCAAGUUAAACUGGUAGAAUCGUUGCAUUGACAGCUAAAUAUCGUUGCGGCUAUGUGGCCACAUCGGUCCAUGGGGUAUUUUUGGAGAUUUGGACCAUAUGGGGUCAUGUCAUUUCAUCUCCUACUUUUUGCUUGAAAUUGUUUUGGAGGGAUUCCAGCUUUUUGUUUCAUGUUUAUUACUGAAACGUACGGAGGAUCAUUGCUAACAUAAUUGCAUAAAGUUUAAAACAUACUUUCUUACCAACCUAUAUAUAGUACAAAUGCGCACAAUAUUUAACGCUAAGACCAUCUCCAAUGGCUUACUCUAUUUUCUUACUCUAAAAUAGAGUAACUCUAUAAUAGAGUUUGAGUUUGCUCCAAUGGUACUCUAUUUUAGAGUAGAAAAUAGAGUGAUGAACAAAAAAAAAACAAGUUACUCUAUAUUUGGAGUAAACCUAUUUUUCACUCUAUUAUAGAGUGAGAAAUAGAGUACCAUUGGAGCAUUUUUUACCCUAAACUCUAUUUUAGAGUGAAAAAUAGAGUGGGGUUGGAGAUGCUCUAAUUAGUAACAAAGGGAUUCUAUUUGUCUUUUACUUAUUUCUUAAAAAAGGUAUGAUACUUCUUUUUUGAACUGAAGGUCUGAUACUUUUUUUUGUUCAACGAAGGUCUGAUACUUCUUUAUACUUUUCUUGUCAAAGGUUUUGCAUUCUCUUUUCCAAUAUGAUAACAUUGAUUUAGAGAAUACAUUUGUUUUCAAUUGUGAAAUGUCAAUACGAACGUUUUACAAUGGAUCGCUUCGACCUUUCUGUGUGUGCUUCCUACAGUCUUCACACUGUUUCCUAUCCAAAACACCACCUCGUUUUCUUAUACAUGAAUGAUUUCACAAAAUUUGUUGUUUAUUAAACAAAAGGUUCUGUAAGCCCAUACUUUACUCUGGCCUGGGACCCAACAUGUUAAAUGUUAUUAGUUCAGGCCCAGAAUCUGCUCUUUCUCUUUAUAACAAGUGAAUUCGUAGUUGGGUGCAUCCGUGCAUGAGUGGGUUUGUGCGCAACAAACUCUACAAAAUUGUGAAGAAUUGAAGAGAACAUCCUCCUUAUUCCUCAAGUUCGACAAACUUUCCCAAGUUCCCAACUUAACCCCGAUAAAUACGAACGACUGUAGCCAGAACCAGGCCCGGUCCGUUGGUUUUUGGCGCCUAAAACCCAAUCCAACUAUAAAAAUAUUCCACCUAAAAAACGAAGUUGAGUUUCGAACCCCACCCUUUUGGUUAGCAGUGUCGACCACUACACUACAACUAACUUAAAAAAUGUUUUUGUUCUAAAAAUAUAUAAUAUAAUUUGGCGUUUAAAACAUGGGUUUUAUCUGCUUUAGCCCAGGACCGGCCCUGGCUAAAACCAAAAAUGGAUUUAAGAAACUUUAUUAUUUUAUAAUCAGAAGCCAGAUUGGAAGUUUACAUAACAUUCCAAAGUAUAACAUUUGUUAAAGUAAAAAAAAAAAAUUGUUAAAGUCAAGAAAGUUUUACCAUGCAAAAAAGUUCAAACAUAGCUGAUAGUGAUCAGAUUCAGAAGAUGAGUAAGGGCAUCCAUCCUCUCAUUGAAGGUUCUUCAACGUUCAAUUAAAGAAAUUCCCUCAAGAUGAUUUGGCAGUGCUCGAUGUAGACCACUGUUCAGUAGAUAGAGAUAUAUACCAUAACAGUGGUUAACAAGAAACAAUCAUUCCACAAGGUAACCUUCUCUUUUGUUAAGUAGGUUCCCUUUUCGGGAUAUGUAACUCUAUUUUUGGGAAUUUAUUUAUAGAUAUGGUAUAUGGAUCAAUUUCGUUGCUCCUCCUCUUAUCACACGAGUAGAGUGAUGAAAAGAGAGUUUGGCAGUCACGCUUGUAGACGGACACGUGGAAAGAAGAUACGCCCCAAUUGCAGCAAACAAACUCCGUAUAUAUCAGAAAAUGGUUUUACUACCCAACAAAAUAUCCUGUCUCAUCUGACCGGUGAGAUAAUCCAACGGUCCAGAUUGAAUCAGUACAAACCAUGAAACUGCCUGGGCUAGAGAGAGAAAUAAACAAACAGUCGACAAAAACCUCAGAGAGGUUCGUUCGUAUAACAGAAUCGUCAUCGUUCCUCGUGUCGCCGCCUUCUCUCCCUCCACCCAAUCAAUAAACUCCACGUGUCAGUAUUCCCUUUUCCUGUAUAAUAAUAUAUCCACCCAAGCACCAGAAGCAACGAACGUUGUCAUCUCUCUGAAAAUGGAGUCCUGUUAUGAGUUCGACUCGCUCUCUGAGUUACCGCCGCUUCCACAAGCGUACGCUCCCAUGGAGGAGUAUUAUCCUUACGACAUUGCUCCUCUCGAAUCCUUACCUCCCUUUCCUCACUCCGAUUUCGCUCCUCACGGCGGCUUGAUCACCUUCUCCGACGCGCACCAAGAGUAUCUCCAGCUCCAGAAACAACAACAACACUGCGCAGAACCGAUGUUCACAGACUCGUCUCUGUCGCUCGUCACUCGCGACUACCUCACCGAGUCGACUCGGUUCGAAAACCUCUUCUCCCAUGACGUUCCGUUUCUCUAUUUGCCAGAUCUCAAAUCCGUGGAAGACGCGAGGUCGCCGCCGCCGUGUCUCUCUCUCGCUCCUCCUCCUCUCCCGGUGGCUAGACAGCGUCACGUCCGCUCGCGAGUCAACAACACCUUCUCUAUCUCUUCUAAAUCUAAAGCUCCGGCGUGUCAGAAUGUUCAGGGUACAAGGAAGGUGUCAGACAGAAUCAGAUCGUUAGAGAAAAUCAUGCCGUGGGAGAAGAAGAUGAGUUUGGGUGCGACUCUCGAGGAAACGCACAAGUACAUCACCUUCCUCCACUCUCAGAUCGCUUCUCUCCGUUGGAUGCCUCUCGAUUCCGUCUACCCAACCAAACCCAGAGAAGAAACCACCAGUCUCCUCAACUCUCUGACGAGACAACAGCUUCUCCAGGUGCUUGCCAACUCUCCGGGGUCACGAAACGUGCUCUACAAGCAAGGUGUUUGCGUCUUCUCCUAUGAACAGCUUCUCUCCCUCAAGAUGAUGGCUCGUAACCUCUGAACACAAAAAGUGAAAACAACUUCCUCUGUUUUUGCUAACUUUGUUUUUUUUCUUUUGCUAAAUUAAUGGAGUUUGAUUCUCUCUUCA